AUGAACCCUCAUUCGGAUGUGUUUCGAAACAAUGUCAUCGCCGUCGAUGUGCUUGCUGUCGUCAGCAUCGUGCUUCGUUUUGUCGCUCGACGCAUCCGCAAAGUGACUCUAGGUGCCGAUGACUGUCUCAUCGUUGCAAGCCUGGUAAAUCCGCUAUUGGUGACUCUGGCUAAUCGCAAUACUAAUGAGAUAUCGGUGUGUAGGCUUUGCUCUUCACGAUUUCCGGCAUUGCUCUGGGAAGUAAGGUGGGACCCCUGCCAGGUCUCUCUCGAGAUCACUGCUAACGAGUCAUUGAUUCAUUAUGGAAUGGGAUACGACAAAGAGGAUCUUUCCGCCGAAAGCUCGCUGAUGGUGGCUAAACUGCUCUACGUCUUUGAGAUCCUUUACGUGGUCAACCUCCUUACCAUCAAGCUUUCAAUCUUGAUGAUGUACCGCCGUAUUUUCACCAACAUCUCUCGUCUGUUCCGCGUAGGCGCAAUGAUCUGUGGUGCGGUGGUCACUCUCUGGGCCACUGCCUUUGUGCCGACCGCCAUUUUCCAGUGCACGCCGGUGGCCAGGGCUUGGGAUAUCGAUAUACCUGGUCACUGCAUUAAUUUACAACUAGGCUUCUACUGUGUCGCGCUACCCAAUAUUCUCACCGAUAUUGCCAUUCUAUCUCUGCCCAUCCGAUCUUGUUGGCAGUUACACCGGAGCGUCCUCUACCGUCUGUCCCUCAUUGGUGUCUUCAUGUUGGGUAUUUUGUGA
Messenger RNA from Aspergillus oryzae RIB40, 744 nucleotides. RefSeq lists its product as uncharacterized. Lineage: Eukaryota; Fungi; Ascomycota; Eurotiomycetes; Eurotiales; Aspergillaceae. The record is from RefSeq and is a predicted model, not a curated record.